Messenger RNA from Marmota monax (woodchuck), 4646 nucleotides. RefSeq names its product capping protein regulator and myosin 1 linker 3 (gene Carmil3). Gene Ontology annotation, cellular component: plasma membrane; lamellipodium. The transcript is spliced from 39 exons. Bases 113 to 4345 code for a protein of 1410 amino acids. Lineage: Eukaryota; Metazoa; Chordata; Mammalia; Rodentia; Sciuridae. The record is from RefSeq and is a predicted model, not a curated record. Gene Ontology annotation, molecular function: protein binding. Gene Ontology annotation, biological process: regulation of Arp2/3 complex-mediated actin nucleation; cell migration.
AGCGCCCGGGCCCUGCCGGAGCCGGGACUAGCAUGUGCCGCGGCUCCCCGGCGGCGGCGGCGGCGGCUUCUCUGCAGCAACAGCAGCAGCAGCAGCAGCAGCAGCGACCGCCAUGGCCAAGGCCAGCGUGGAGCUCACCCGCGAGCUGCAAGACAGCAUCCGGAGGUGCCUGAGCCAAGGGGCUGUGCUCCAGCAACAUCGAGUGAAGCUAGAGACAAAACCCAAGAAGUUUGAGGACCGAGUGCUGGCCCUGACCUCCUGGCGCCUCCACCUCUUCCCCCUUAAAGUCCCUGCCAAGGUGGAGAGCUCCUUCAAUGUCCUGGAGAUCCGUGCCUUCAACACGCUCAGUCAGAACCAGAUCCUGGUGGAGACGGAGCGCGGCAUGGUGAGCAUGCGACUGCCAUCAGCUGAGAGCGUGGACCAGGUGACGCGACAUGUGAGCUCUGCCCUCUCCAAGGUCUGCCCUGGCCCUGGGUGUUUGAUCCGACGUGGAAAUGUGGACACACCUGAGGGCCCCCGAGACACAUCCCCCAACUCUGAGACUUCAACAUCUACCACCCAUAGUGUGUGUGGUGGUUUCUCCGAGACCUAUGCUGCCCUGUGUGACUACAAUGGGCUGCACUGCCGUGAGGAGGUGCAAUGGGAUGUGGAUACCAUUUACCAUGCUGAGGAUAACCGUGAGUUCAAUCUUCUGGAUUUCAGCCACUUAGAGAGCCGAGAUUUGGCCCUAAUGGUGGCAGCCCUGGCCUACAACCAGUGGUUUACCAAACUCUACUGCAAAGACCUGCGGCUGGUAGGAAGUAGGAGAGAGGGGACGGCAGGGGAGUUUCCUCCUUGGCUCCUGAUCUUAGAACCUUUCUGUCCUCAGGGUUCAGAAGUUCUAGAACAGGUGCUACAUACCCUGAGCAAGUCGGGGAGCCUGGAAGAGCUAGUGCUGGACAAUGCUGGACUUAAGACGGACUUUGUCCAGAAGCUGGCCGGGGUGUUUGGGGAGAACGGGAGCUGUGUGCUGCAUGCCCUCACUCUGUCCCACAACCCCAUCGAGGACAAGGGUUUCCUGAGUCUGAGCCAGCAGCUACUCUGCUUCCCCACUGGCCUCACCAAGCUGUGCUUGGCCAAGACUGCCAUUUCCCCCCGAGGGCUCCAGGCACUGGGCCAGACAUUUGGGGCCAACCCGGCCUUCGCCAGCUCCCUUCGAUACCUGGACCUGAGCAAGAACCCUGGGCUGCUCGCCACCGACGAAGCCAAUGCUCUGUACAGUUUCCUGGCCCAGCCCAAUGCCCUGGUGCACCUGGACCUGUCGGGGACUGACUGUGCUGUUGACUUGCUUCUGGGUGCCCUGCUUCAUGGCUGCUGCUCCCACCUCACCUACCUCAACCUGGCUCGCAACAGCUGUUCCCACAGGAAGGGCCGGGAGGCCCCACCAGCCUUCAAGCAGUUCUUCAGCAGCGCCUACACACUGAGCCACGUCAACCUAUCAACCACAAGGCUGCCCCUGGAGGCCCUCAGGGCGCUACUUCAGGGCCUCUCCCUCAACAGUCACCUCAGUGAUUUGCACCUGGACCUCAGCAGCUGUGAGCUCCGCUCAGCAGGAGCCCAGGCCUUGCAGGAGCAGCUGGGGGCUGUCACCUGUGUGGGCAGCCUAGAUCUGUCAGACAAUGGGUUCGACUCGGACCUCCUGACCCUGGUGCCUGCACUUGGCAAGAACAAGUCCCUCAAGCACCUGUUCCUGGGCAAGAACUUCAAUGUCAAGGCCAAGACCCUGGAGGAGAUCCUCCACAAGCUGGUACAACUGAUCCAGGAAGAGGACUGUUCCCUGCAGUCACUGUCAGUGGCAGACUCCCGACUGAAGCUCCGUACUAGCAUCCUCAUCAAUGCUCUGGGAAGUAACACCUGCCUGGCCAAAGUGGAUCUGAGCGGCAAUGGCAUGGAGGACAUCGGGGCCAAGAUGCUGUCUAAGGCCCUGCAGAUAAAUUCCUCCCUCAGAACUAUCCUAUGGGAUCGGAACAAUACAUCUGCCCUGGGCUUCCUGGAUAUUGCGAGGGCACUAGAGAGCAACCAUACACUGCGCUUCAUGUCCUUCCCGGUGAGCGACAUCUCCCAAGCCUACCGCAGUGCCCCUGAGCGCACGGAGGACGUCUGGCAGAAGAUCCAAUGGUGCCUGGUGAGGAACAACCACUCUCAGACAUGCCCCCAGGAGCAGGCCUUCAGGCUACAGCAGGGCCUGGUGACCAGCAGCGCCGAGCAAAUGCUGCAGCGGCUGUGUGGACGAGUGCAGGAGGAGGUGCGGGCACUGAGGCUGUGCCCUUUGGAACCUGUGCAGGAUGAGCUGCUCUACGCUCGGGACCUCAUCAAGGAUGCCAAAAACUCCCGGGCGCUGUUUCCCAGCCUCUAUGAGCUGGGCCAUGUGCUGGCCAAUGACGGACCUGUGCGGCAGAGGCUGGAAUCAGUAGCCAGUGAGGUGUCCAAGGCUGUGGACAAGGAGCUGCAGGUGAUCCUGGAAUCCAUGGUCAGCCUAACACAGGAGUUAUGCCCCGUAGCCAUGCGGGUGGCUGAAGGGCACAAUAAGAUGCUGAGCAAUGUGGCAGAGCGCGUCACUGUGCCUCGGAACUUCAUCCGAGGGGCACUGCUGGAGCAGGCGGGACAGGACAUUCAGAACAAGCUGGAUGAGGUGAAGCUCUCAGUUGUCACCUACUUGACCAACUCCAUAGUGGAUGAGAUCCUACAGGAGCUGUACCACUCCCACAAGAGCCUGGCCCGGCACUUGACCCAGUUAAGGACACUAUCAGAUCCACCAGGGGGGCUGGGCCAAGGGCAGGAUCUGUCCUCCAGAGGCCGAGGCCGGAACCAUGACCACGAGGAGACCACAGAUGAUGAACUUGGGACCAACAUCGACACCAUGGCCAUCAAAAAGCAGAAACGCUGCCGCAAGAUCCGGCCGGUGUCUGCCUUCAUCAGUGGGAGCCCUCAGGACGUGGAAAGCCAACUGGGGAGCCUGGGGAUCCCCCCUGGCUGGUUCUCAGGACUCGGGGGCAGCCAGCCUUCAGCUAGUGGCUCCUGGGAAGGUCUAUCUGAGCUGCCUACUCAUGGUUAUAAACUAAGGCAUCAAACACAAGGGAGGCCCCGGCCCCCCAGGACCACCCCACCAGGACCAGGUCGGCCCAGUCAGGUACCAGUACCUGGGACUCGUCAGGAGAAUGGAAUGGCCAGCCGCCUAGAUGAGGGGCUAGAGGACUUUUUCAGCCGAAGGGUCAUGGAUGAAAGUUCCAGCUACCCCAGGACUCUGAGGACUGUUCGGCCAGGCCUCUCAGAGGCACCACUGCCUCCACUCCAGAAGAAGAGGCGCCGAGGCCUGUUUCAUUUUCGGAGGCCCCGGAGCUUCAAGGGGGACAGGGGACCAGGGUCCCCAACUGCUGGACUCCUCCUCCCUCCACCCCCACCCCCACCCCCAACUCAGGAGAGCCCUCCCAGCCCAGACCCCCCAAGCCUCGGCAAUAACUCUUCUCCCUGCUGGAGCCCAGAGGAGGAAACCAGCCUCCUCCCUGGAUUUGGUGGGGGAAGGGGACCUUCCUUUCGUAAGAAGAUGGGCACCGAAGGGUCAGAGCCAGGGGAGGGGGACCCAGUUCCUGGGACAGCACAGCAGCCAAGGGCCCACGGUGUUGCCCUUCCUGGGUUGGGAAGAGCCAAGGGUUGGAGCUUCGACGGGAAACGAGAGGGCACAGGCCCAGACCUGGAUGACAGCACCCAGGCUUGGCAGAAAAGGCGCUCUUCAGAUGAUGCAGGACCUGGAGCCUGGAAGCCACCCCCACCGCCUCAAAGCACCAAGCCAAGCUUCAGUGCCAUACGACGAGCAGAGGCCACAUGGCACAUAGCUUCUUCUGUCUGCUAUCCCCCAGCUGAGGAGAGUGCCCCCAACCACAGCUGCCAGAGCCCCAGCCCAGCCUCCCAAGAUGGGGAGGAAGAAAAGGAGGGAGCCUUAUUCCCAGAGAGGAUGGUUCCAGCCAGGAAUGCCAAGCUACAGGAUCCCCCUUUAGCUCCACGGCCUCCCAAGCCAGUAGCUGUCCCCAGAGGUCGCCGGCCCCCUCAGGUACCAGGAGGCAGGGAGGAGACCGAGGCUGGGAAUACAGCCCCAGGAGUCAACAAGUCCCGGCUGAGGCUGGGUUCACAGCAAGACCAAGAGGAGCCUGAAGUCCAAGGACCCCCUGAUCCAGGCCGCCGGACUGCCCCACUGAAACCCAAGAGGACACGGCGGGCGCAGUCCUGUGAUAAACUGGAGCCUGACAGAAGACGGCCCCCUGACCCCUCAGGUGCCAGUGCAGGAACCAGUGAGCCAGGAACAGACUGACAGCUGCCACGACACCUUCCUCUCCAGCCUUCCUCUCAACAUGUGCCUCACAAGGACUCAGACCCCUAUCCAUCCCUGUUCCCCCAGACUCCUUGCCAGCCCUGUCCAACAGGCACAGGGGAGCUGGAGGCCAGGGACUGGAAGGGAGGAAGCAACCUGGAGAGAGGGAGGCUCUCAGUGCCUGCCUUGAUGCCUCGCUCUGCAGAGAGCUUCAGGGUGGGGCCUGUCUCCUCCCCUGGGAGGGUAGAUCUCUGUCCCUGUAUCCCCAGGGGCUUCUCCCCACUUGUAUAGAAUAAAAAAG